CCCCCUUCUCGCUCUCUCUCUUCCCAGUCCUCUGUUUCACUGUUCCAUUCCGUCAUUGCAGAAAAAAACACCUCCAAUUCUCCAUGCCACGUACAAAUAUAUCUGAUAUAUAUGUGCAGGGACUAUUUGGUGCAAAGAUUGGCGGGUUGUUCACGAGGCCUGCAUGGGCGUUCUUGUUGCUCGUCUUCACGUUCGUCACCGUUCUGAUGCUGCAGAUUACGUCCAACCCGUUUUUGCGGGCGUGGGUGGGCGAGGCUCCGGCCCCUGAGGGGAGCAGCACUUCCGGCGACGAGAGUUGCGCCUUUUUCUUCAGGGAGUCGGGGCCGCCGAGGAAGGUGGUGAUGUCGAUCACGGACUUCGGCGGCGUGGGCGACGGACGGACUUCGAACACGGCAGCGUUCCGGCGGGCGGUACGGGACAUGCAGUGGUUUGGCGUGAGUGGUGGGGCCCAGCUGAACGUUCCGAGAGGGAGGUGGGUCACGGGCAGCUUUAAUCUAACCAGUAAUUUCACGCUCUUUCUGGAAGAGGGAGCUGUGAUUCUGGGUUCGCAGGACCCAGAGGAAUGGCCUAUUGUGGAUUCAUUGCCCUCUUAUGGAAGAGGGAGAGAAAGACCUGGAGCACGGCAUAUAAGCCUUAUUCAUGGAGAUGGUCUCAGCAAUGUUGUUAUUACAGGCCAGAAUGGAACAAUAGAUGGUCAGGGGAAGAUGUGGUGGGACAUGUGGUGGAGCAGAACAUUGAAUCACACCAGAGGCCACCUCCUUGAACUAGUGAAUUCAAGCAAUAUACUCAUCUCCAAUCUCACCUUCAGGAAUUCUCCUUUCUGGACCAUACAUCCUGUCUAUUGCAGCAAUGUUGUGAUAAAAAACAUGACUAUCCUAGCUCCGCUCAAUGCUCCGAAUACUGAUGGUAUAGACCCAGACUCAAGUGCUCACGUGUGCAUCGAAGAUUGUUACAUUGAAAGUGGGGAUGAUCUUGUAGCUGUGAAGAGUGGAUGGGACCAAUAUGGAAUCACAAUGGCCGUUCCUAGUUUCGACAUCAUUAUAAGGAGAGUCUCGGGCACAACCCCAACAUGUUCUGGUGUUGGAAUAGGCAGUGAAAUGUCUGGUGGGGUUUCGGAUGUUACAGUGGAGGAUUUGUAUAUUAGAGAUUCAGCAGCUGGGGUGCGAUUAAAAACCGAUAAAGGAAGAGGGGGAUAUAUAGCAAACAUCACUAUUAGAAACAUCACAAUGGAGAGAGUUAAAAUACCCAUAAGGUUCAGUAGAGGCGCCAAUGAUCACCCAGAUGAGAGAUGGGACCCCAAAGCCAUUCCAAAAGUAAAGGGUGUCUUUAUAAGCAAUGUGGUAAGCAUCAACUCCACAAAAGCUCCAUUGUUAGAAGGUAUUGAAGAUGCACCAUAUGAAGGCAUAUGCAUGAGAAGUGUGAGAAUACUAGGCUUGGCGCCGUCUGUGAAGUGGAAUUGUGAGUUUGUUUCGGGUUUUGCGGAAGGGGUAACUCCAGUGCCAUGUCCCCAGUUGCAGAACAACAGCUCUUCAUCCUGGUGUUCUUACUCAACUUUCUUAAGUGGUAACUAAACUUAUACUUGGAGAAAUUGUUUUCAACAAGAAAGAUCAAUUCUGGUACGGCUAUCCGGGUUUGCUUGCAGUCUAUGUGAAUGGUGCCACAAGCAUGGCUCUGGUUGGCUUGGUUUGGCUGACCAUCUUGGCAUCCAUGAGGUUGAAGAGGAUUGAUUGACCCAAAAACAAUUUGCUCGGAGAUCAAGUUUUGAAGAGGGGUUGAAAUGCCUUGUGUAAAUAGAUAUCUGGUGAUUUUCUUACAUUUUUUCUCAAGGGUCCUGUUCACAGUUUUAUAGUUGAACAGUUCCCUCUAAACAGUUUUUAUUUCUACUUUUAUAUACCUUUUUUUGGUUC
Messenger RNA from Diospyros lotus (date-plum), 1907 nucleotides. RefSeq names its product probable polygalacturonase. The record is from RefSeq and is a predicted model, not a curated record. Lineage: Eukaryota; Viridiplantae; Streptophyta; Magnoliopsida; Ericales; Ebenaceae. Gene Ontology annotation, biological process: carbohydrate metabolic process. The coding region runs from base 84 to 1571 and encodes 495 amino acids. The transcript is spliced from 6 exons. Gene Ontology annotation, molecular function: polygalacturonase activity.